UUUACAGUUUUUACGUGAAUGCAAAAGUUGGGACUGUUUAAUAGUUUUUACAAGCGAUGUGAAGUUGGCUCAUUAAUAUUUAUUGUAACAUUUUAGCGCUUUAUUUACCGAUUAUGUGCUCGUUAUUUUGACGUCUGUGUGUUUUUGGACUCACUGUUAUAAAGAUGGCGUUUAUUAAAGAGGAGAGUGAAGAUGUGAAGAUUGAAGAAACAUUGAGAGUCAAACAAGAAGAUACUGAGGAACAAACAGACCUCAUGUCGCUGAAAGAGGAGCACAUCAUACCAAAUGAAAUGGAAAAGAAAGAAAAAUAUGAGACUCAUCAUGAUUUUAAAACCGGAGAAGAAUCUUUCAGUUGGCCACAGAUUAAAGAGACUUUCUCACAGAAAACGGCUCAUAAAUCAGGAACUGAAAGUUAUUUCAACCCUUUUCACUGCGAAAAGAGUUUCAAUGAACAUGGAAACCUUAAAGUCCACAUGAAAGUUCACACUGGAGGGAAGCCUUUCACCUGCCAACAGUGUGGAGUCAGUUUCUCUCAUGAAGGAAACCUUUACAGGCACAUGAAAAUUCACCCUGGAGACAAGCCUUACAGCUGUCCUGAGUGUGGCAAGAGUUUUGAUCAUAAUGGAAGCCUUAAAGUGCACAUGAGAGUUCACACUGGAGAGAAACCAUACUCCUGUCUUCAGUGUGGAAAGAGUUUCUAUAAUCAGGGAAACCUUAUAGUGCACAUGAAAAUUCACACUGGAGAGAGUCCUUUUAUCUGUCAGCAAUGUGGAACAAGCUUCAUUCAUGAAGGAUUCCUUAAUAGACACAUGAGAAUUCACUCUGGAGAGAAGCAUAAAAUGUGUCAUCAAUGUGGAAAAAGUUUCAGUCGAAAAGGAAGCCUUAACAAACACAUGAGAAUUCACACUGGUGAAAAGCAUUACUUGUGCCAUGAGUGUGGAAAAAGUUUCAAUCGAAUAGGAACUCUGAACAGACACAUGACAAUUCACACUAGAGACAAACUUUAUACAUGCUGUCAGUGCGGAGAGAGUUUUGAGCUACACGAAAGCCUUAAAGCCCACAUUAGCGUGCACACUGGAGAGAGUCCCUUCACCUGCCAACAGUGUGGAAAAAGUUUUACUCAAAAAGGAAACCUUAAAAGGCACAUGAAAAAAUUACACUUCAUUUGUUAAACACAAACUUGAUCAACACAAGAGGAUUAAAUUGAGAGAACUGUUUUAUGUCAUCAGUGUGGAAGGAGUUUCUUGGACCGGAAUCAUCUAAAAAUGUUAUGAUGUGUAGGAAGCUCAGAAGAGAAGACCAGGGGCCAGUUCAGGGGGCGAAUUCUUCCCAAUGGUCACUCUUUUGUGAUUUUCUCGGUUGCAUGAGCACAUCAUUUGGUCUCCAAUUUAUUUAUUUUUUUGCACUACGGUUUAACAUUCAAACUGUUCCUUUACAUCAGUAGUAUUAUUUGUGAUUUUUAAUUUUGUGAACAGUAGUUCCUUUUUUGAUAUGUUGUAAGCCAGACUUCAUGCACUUUUGCUUUCACUUUUGAAUUUGUGAUAUUGUUGUCACAUUUUAAAAGAAAAAUCAUUGUCACACAAAAGAUAA
Molecule: messenger RNA, 1590 nt
Organism: Carassius gibelio (silver crucian carp)
Lineage: Eukaryota; Metazoa; Chordata; Actinopteri; Cypriniformes; Cyprinidae
Product: gastrula zinc finger protein XlCGF8.2DB
Exons: 2
Coding region: 165-1172 (335 amino acids)
Biological process (GO): regulation of transcription by RNA polymerase II
Molecular function (GO): DNA-binding transcription factor activity; RNA polymerase II cis-regulatory region sequence-specific DNA binding
Source: RefSeq, a predicted model, not a curated record